AUGCGUUGUUUUAUAAAGUAUAAGUGCCAUGGGGUUAGUCAUCAACAUGAGCGAUGUUUGGGUCCAUUGUAUUCAGUCUAUAUCGGUUAGGUGUUAGGUUUUCGCGAAUAUUUUGUCUUACUUGUGAAAUGAGACCGUGGCAAGAGAUUGCGUUUGUCGUGUCAAUCACUUGCACGUGCAGUUGCUCCAUAACCCCUCGUGGCCCAAAUUUAUCUUCACGGCAAAGAGGAUUUUCUACCAAUAAUUCUUUUAAAAGGGCUAGAAUAUUCCCUUUGUGACCUUAGAAAACUAAACUUCUCACACUAGUAUACCAAUAACCAUUCUUUAUUAGUGAUUGGGAAAAAAAUUAGACGUUGAUUGACACCUGUCAGAUGAAAUCACAUGUAAAGGUACUGUCACAAGAUAAUAAUGAGUGUUUUUUAAUUAGUUAUGGAACCUGCAACUUUUGAGGGCAAAAUGCUUGUUGUAAUCAAAAUCAAACAUGUAGGUUUAUGCAGUUUAAAUAAGAUAUUGCCAGAGAAAUUAUGCUUGAAAGCGAACUUGCCUCGGAAAACAGUUCACUGUUUGUGUAUUACUUGCGCUACUAGACUAUUCCAGCACAAUGUUGGAGACAAGUUAGCAAGAGAACAAACUGGGCAUAAAUCGAACGCACUGCUUUCGUAUCAAAAACCAAGCGAAAAGGAGUUAGAUGAUGUUAGCAAUGUUUUAGGGGCAGUCAUUGCUUCUACAGAAACGGAGAAUGAGCGCAGUAGUGUUAAGGAUGAAUUGCUAAAACCUACAGAACACGCAUGA
Pocillopora meandrina is the source of this 792-nucleotide messenger RNA. The record is from the annotation of a GenBank genome assembly. Lineage: Eukaryota; Metazoa; Cnidaria; Anthozoa; Scleractinia; Pocilloporidae.